Molecule: messenger RNA, 3584 nt
Organism: Perca flavescens (yellow perch)
Lineage: Eukaryota; Metazoa; Chordata; Actinopteri; Perciformes; Percidae
Gene: tmtc2a
Product: transmembrane O-mannosyltransferase targeting cadherins 2a
Exons: 12
Coding region: 312-2888 (858 amino acids)
Biological process (GO): protein O-linked glycosylation via mannose
Cellular component (GO): endoplasmic reticulum membrane
Molecular function (GO): protein binding; mannosyltransferase activity
Source: RefSeq, a predicted model, not a curated record
CUCCCUCGCUCUGCUCUCUCCAGUGCCAAGGCGGAGAGAUGCGCACACUGAGGACACCGCAGCACCGAAAUGCGCACAGCUCCGAGCCAUACCCGGCUUUAGCUUCACCUCCCAACACCCCUGACCCGUCUCUCAAAACAAUGGGUUACAGGGAAUAUGGCUAACUUUGACACACUUUUGCAUGUCACGGGAAAUGUGCUGCCGAGCGGCUGAAUUGAGAGCACAAUAACACACACAGAGACUUGAGAGAAGAGGGGGACCUGAUUCCAGUCAUUUCUAUCCCAGCUCCUCUCCCACUUUGGUUUUGAGAGAUGAUCACGGAGCUGGUGUGCACCGCCGUGGCUGUGGGUCUCUAUCUGAAUACGCUGGACGCAGAUUUCUGCUACGAUGACAGCCGAGCCAUCAAGACCAACCAGGACCUUCUUCCUGAGACGCCGUGGACCAACAUCCUGUAUGACGACUUCUGGGGCACCCUGCUCACUCACAGUGGCAGCCACAAGUCCUACCGUCCACUCUGCACCCUCUCCUUCCGCCUCAACUACACCCUGCAUGCCCUGCGUCCCUGGGGCUACCACCUGCUGAACGUGGUGCUGCAUGGGCUUGUCACCGCCCUCUUCACGGCCUUCAGUCGCCCGCUUCUGGGUGGAGGACUGUGGAGCUUGCUGGCUGGCCUUCUUUUUGCUUCUCAUCCCGUUCACACUGAAGCCGUGGCUGGUGUGGUUGGGAGGGCGGACGUUGGUGCUGCGUUGUUUUUUUUGCUGUCUCUUCUCUGUUAUAUGAGACACUGUGGACUUCGUAGGGACCCACGUGGGACUUGUCAGCCCGGGCGAUGUGGUGGCAGCUCAGUCACCCGGUGCUGGGGCUGGAUGCUGGGCUGCCUGUGGUGUGCAGCAGCCAGUAUGCUGUGGAAGGAGCAGGGGGUGACGGUGCUGGCCGUGUCGGCUGUCUACGACCUUUUUGUGUUCCAGAGACUCCGGUUUUCCCAGGCGCUUCUUCUCCUGCUUGGAAAGAAAAAGAACAUCAGUGUUUUGCUGAGUCUCGCCGUGCUGGCUUCCUGGGGAGUGAUUCUGCUGUCUGCUCGCCUCUACUGGAUGGGCAAUAAGCCUCCGAACUUCUCCAACUCUGACAACCCUGCAGCUGACUCGCCACAUUUUCUCACUCGAACACUAACAUUCCUCCACUUGCCGGUCGCCAACGUCUGGCUGCUGCUCUGCCCCGACAAACUCAGUUUCGAUUGGUCCAUGGACGCUGUGCCCUUGGUUAGGUCCUUGGCUGACUGGAGGAACCUUCACACUGUUGCCUUUUAUGGAGGAUUUAUCCUCCUGGGUUUGUUUGGCCUUCGUGGCCCCGCCUCCAAAGCCAAGGAAACCAAUGGAAAAGCCUAUGUCACUAAUGGGAAAUCAAUCACCAAUGGGAAUGGUUACCAUGCCCCUGACACAAACCAUAACACAGACCAGGGGCCGCCAAAGACCACCCUGAACGGGUCAGCUGGACUCCACCACUGCCCUCCACGGACGCCCCUGCCCCCUACAGAACACCUAGUACUAUUUUCGUUAGGCAUCCUCUCAUUGCCUUUCAUCCCAGCCACAAACCUAUUCUUUUAUGUAGGUUUUGUCAUUGCAGAGAGGGUACUAUACAUCCCCAGUAUAGGCUUUUGUUUACUGGUUGCUGCUGGUGCAAGAACCUUGUACGUCAGACAGAGGACUAGAGGCUGCAAGGCCUUACUGUUGUGUCUCUGUACAGGACUAGUGCUGCUGAAUGGACUCAGAACUGUUCAAAGAAACAGUGACUGGAGCAAUGAGGAGAAUCUCUACAAGUCUGGGAUUAGUGUGAAUCCUGCUAAAGCCUGGGGAAACUUGGGGAACGUACUGAAGAACCAGGGCAAGAUGGCGGAAGCGGAGAAAGCAUACAGAAACGCUCUGCACCACCGAGGGAACAUGGCUGACAUGCUGUAUAACCUUGGCUUGCUGCUGCAGGAGAAUGAGAAUUUUUCUGAGGCACUGCAUUAUUACAAACUGGCCAUUGGGAGUCGGCCAACACUGGCAUCAGCCUACUUGAACACAGGAAUCAUCCUGAUGAACCAGGGCAACCUAGAGGAGGCCAAGCGCACCUUUCUGACUUGUGCCGACAUUCCAGAUGAGAACUUGAAGGACCCCCACGCCCACAAGAGCUCUGUCACCAGCUGCCUGUACAACCUGGGAAAACUGCUCCAUGAACAGGGCCAGCAGGAGGAGGCCCUGUCUGUUUAUAAGGAAGCGGUACAGAAAAUGCCCAGACAGUUUGCACCACACAGCCUUUUCAACAUGAUGGGAGAGGCCUACAUGAGGCUGAACAGGCUGGAGGAAGCAGGCCACUGGUACAGAGAGUCCCUCAGGGCCAAGCCUGACCAUAUCCCUGCCCACCUCACUUAUGGCAAACACCUGUCCAUCAUUGGGCAGAAGACAGAAGCAGAGAAGUACUAUCUGAGAGCCAUUCAACUGGACCCGAAAAAAGGAAACUGCUACAUGCACUAUGGUCAGUUUCUGCUGGAGCAGUCUCGUCUUGGCGAGGCGGCAGAGAUGGCGGAGAGAGCUGCAGAGCUGGACAGCUCAGAGUUUGAUGUGGUCUUCAGUGCUGCUCACAUGCUCAGACAGGCCAGUCUUAAUGAGGCAGCAGAGAGACAGUAUGAGGGUGCAGCCAGUCUCAGACCAGAUUAUCCGGCUGCUCUGAUGAACCUUGGUGCCAUUCUCCACCUGAAUGGGAAACUUCCCGAAGCAGAGGCCAACUACCUGCGCGCACUCCAGCUCAAACCUGAUGAUGUCAUUACCCAGUCCAACCUGCGCAAGCUGUGGAACAUCAUGGAGAGGCAGGGACUCAGGACUAAAGCGUCGGCUCGGGAUGCAGAAUAGCGACCUUUGAACUGGGAGAGUUGCUGCACUGUUCCCUUCAUGACGACGCAGAGGGUGCUCCAGAGAGUGAAGCAGGACAGGAGCUGGAGGCUCAGAGCUCUCGCUACGAGACGGGAGAGACUCCUUCUUUAGAGUUGUGGCCUGCGACACUUGUGGAAGACAGUUUAAGGCUUCGCAUGUUUGGAAUUCAAGGGUGUAGGAGGUCAACCAGAUAACACGUCACAACCAGUGUCGUAUGGUGGCUCAAACGACUAAUGUCACCUUUAUUAUUACAUUUUAUAUAGCGAUGCUCAGCUGUUAAAUGAUGCACUGAACUCAAAGGCAAAUAACGGCAAAGUCCCAACAAAAACAUCUUGAGAACAAAGGUCUCAAAAAUCACCAGAUUAUUAUUCAAAUGUCAUUAAAAACGUGUUUUAAAGCACUUAAUUUGAAUAACGAUGCAGCAAGUAACCCGGAUGGGUUAAUGAUGCCAGCUGGUUUGUGUUAUUUUUUGGGGGGAUUACUACUGCAUUUGUGAAAAACCUGUUGUAUAAAAAAAAAGCUGAGCUGAGCAAUGUCUAGUCCAUAUCCACGACGUUCCACUUCCAUGGUUGCUCCGUUGCCGAUGGGAAUUCUGCCAGAUUUCACUCAUGGAAGCCGGAUAUCCGUUGCCUUGGGCUUUCUUUGUUUUGGCAUUUAAAACUCUGGUGGAUUUAU